AGGAUCUACUGAGACUCACUGCUGAGGGGAGCAGCAGGUAUCCCCCGCUUUUCAAAAAUUCAUCCUACCACACACGCUUUGGCCAGAAAACCUACAUCAGUACCUGUCUUCCGGAACACAAAGAAAUCCAAAGCGGAUUUUCGCUUUUACGACAGAAGCCGAAAAGCGAAACUGGCUCGCACGUUUUGCAGCUUUGAGGAGGCAGCGAGACAAGCGAGCCCCGCCCAGCUCCUUCCCGGACAGGACAGGCUGCGUUAACAUUCGUUUGGAGAAUAUAUGAUCUCUGGAUACAAACAAAUAUCCUGAUGAAGUCGUCCGAUAUUGAUCAGGAUUUAUUUACAGACAGUUACUGCAAGGUGUGCAGUGCGCAGCUGAUUUCCGAAUCUCAGCGCGUGGCUCAUUACGAGAGUCGAAAACAUGCAAGCAAAGUCCGACUGUAUUACAUGCUUCACCCCCGGGACGGUGGGUGUCCUGCCAAGAGGCUCCGGUCAGAAAAUGGCAAUGAUGCUGAUAUGGUGGAUAAGAACAAGUGUUGCACACUAUGUAACAUGUCUUUUACCUCUGCCGUGGUGGCUGAUUCACAUUAUCAAGGCAAAAUCCAUGCCAAAAGGUUAAAACUGUUGCUAGGAGAGAAAACCCCAUUAAAGACUGCAGCAGCACCCCUGAACUCUCUGAAGCCUGCAAGGGUGGACAGUGCUCCUGUGGUCUCCUCUCCCUAUCAAAGACGAGAUUCAGACAGAUACUGUGGGCUCUGUGCAGCCUGGUUUAAUAAUCCCCUGAUGGCCCAGCAGCAUUAUGAUGGCAAGAAACACAAAAAGAAUGCAGCAAGGGUCGCUUUAUUAGAGCAACUUGGGACGACCCUGGAUAUGGGGGAAUUGAGAGGUCUGAGGCGCAAUUACAGAUGUACAAUCUGCAGUGUCUCCCUAAACUCAAUAGAACAGUAUCACGCCCAUCUGAAAGGAUCCAAACACCAGACCAACCUGAAGAAUAAGUAGUGAAAACAUCAAUCAAGAGAUGUGAAAAAAUGUCAGGAUUUCUCUGCCGCGGAGAAUUGCUUAUCAACCACCAGAGGAGGAUUCUUUCUUGAACAAUGAACAUUUCUUAUGAGGAUUCACGAUUAACAUGUGACUAAUCUUAGCUUUGGAAAAUGAAUGAGCUUUCUUUCUUUCUUUUUGAUUUUAUGGUAAGUUAUGAUAUUUGGAUGGAUUUUUAAAAUUCUUUCCUGAUCAUAUAUUUAGCACAAGUUCUAAAUUAUAAUCCUGUAGCAAACAGUGGGAGCAUCAUUCAAAUUUAAAGACAAUGGAAAAACCUUAAUUUCCCAUUCAUUCUAGAUUUCUUCUACAUAGUUUAUUCUAUGAAAUCCUUGGUGAUUGUGAUAUAAACCACCUUUCUCCAGGUUAUUUUUCAUCAUAUAGAACAUGAUUGGUGGCAACAUCCAUAGAACAAAGCAGAUCUCUAUUAGUAGAAGAUAUAUAAUGGACACAAAUGCCAAAACUUCUCAUUUCGCCAUUUAAAUGUGAACCAGGUUUGCUAUCUGAACCAUCAGAAAGAAGAAAGUAAAAUAAAGGGAGAAUCCUCAUUCGUUUUUUCUAAUCAUUCAAAGAACAGUUUCUCAAGGUUAAGCCAAGUCCUCAUUGCAAGCUGCCAAAAUAAUAGCUUAGGAAAAGAAUUAGUUUGCCUGCAUGAUGAUCCUCUUAGGCAAAAACGUCUUAACAGCAGUUGACCUUGAUGAAAUGUUUUCCCAAAAGAAGAGGGAUGAAUCCCAGAACAAGGUGGAGGAAAUGAAUAUUUCUUAUGAAGUUGACCUGAAUGGUGGACUUUCUUGUUCGGCACUGACGAUUUGGAAAGAAAGGAGCAAAUUCUGAAGAAAUGAUAGUCUCAGAUAAAGUGAGGUUCCUUAUUACCUAUUCUUGACUGAAAUCUUCUUGCUAGUCAAGAUUCAAUCACUUUGGAACAAACAACUGGCCAGUAUGACAGACCCGAAAACUUACUGAUGGAGAAUGUCUGAGUGUAAAUGGUAAAACUCUCUCUGGGCUUCAUUCUUCUCCAUUGUGACUGGGUGUGGUGUCGUGCAGGCUGCCUACAAAGCCAGACAUUUAACUCCUAUUCAUGAUGCUUUGCGUGUCCAGCUGGCCUCUGCCUGCGUUGCCCUUUGACCAUUGUGACCACAGGCAAUUCAUCUCCUGGCGUCAGGAUCUGAACGUCUGUUGUUUAUCCGCAGAGAACUGCGGUGGUUACAACUCAGUAAGCAAUAAAUGAAGCAACUUAGAAAUGCACAAUGUUGUUAUUAAGGUGUUUGAAAUGUGACUCCAUUCCCUUGGGGAGGACCCACUCAGAAGAGACCAGGGAUGCCUGUCUCCUGUGCCUGCAGAGGGAAGGAGUCACCAGCCACAGGCUGUCCUCGGGAGGGGGGGUGUUGGAUGGGAAGCAACCUGUUUUGCUGUUUUGGAAAGCACACUAGAGAGCUACAGACCUCCAAUGAUGACUUUUGUCUGAAUGUGUAAAAUAAGGCUUUAUUUGUCAAUUCUGCUGUAUAAUAAGCACUGUCCAAGUAAAAGAAAAGAAAAAAAAAGCCUUUGUUUCUACUUGUGUUUAGUGAGUCAAGUCAUGUUCUCAAAUAUCUCUUAAACAACCUGACACAGACAAGUCUAUGAGUAGAGAUGCCAUUUCCUUUACAGAAA
Messenger RNA from Condylura cristata (star-nosed mole), 2681 nucleotides. It is a transcript of the gene ZMAT4, whose product is annotated as zinc finger, matrin-type 4. Bases 306 to 995 code for a protein of 229 amino acids. The transcript is spliced from 9 exons. Gene Ontology annotation, molecular function: zinc ion binding; nucleic acid binding. Lineage: Eukaryota; Metazoa; Chordata; Mammalia; Eulipotyphla; Talpidae. The record is from RefSeq and is a predicted model, not a curated record.